Molecule: messenger RNA, 2494 nt
Organism: Vitrella brassicaformis
Lineage: Eukaryota; Vitrellaceae
Source: the annotation of a GenBank genome assembly
UCAGCUGAGCGAUAGACUAACUUCGCGAUAUCAUGGGUAGGCGUAAGCGACAAUCUUCCCUUUGUCUAUUGUUUCUAUGGCCUUGACGCACUCGAAGUACCCCGGGAAGAAGGCGCUCUCGACCUUGUAGAUGAAGGCGUUGCUGAAGCAACCGACAGACAGACAGACAGACAGAUACACACCACAUACAUUCACCACACCAUCACACCAUAUUCGUCACUCACUGACCUGGAACGAAUAUGAUGAAGCUCUUGGUUGUGUCGGUUGCCCUCACUUCGCGCAGCAGCCUCUUGUGCUCGACUUCUGCACGCACAGACAAGCAUGGCAUGCAUGGCACUCUCAUCCAUCCAUACCUUUCUUCUGACUCACCGAGCAGGGCUUUCGCCACAUGCAGGAUGUCUACGUCGUGACAUAGUUGUACAGUCUUGGGGUCGCUCUUGUGGAAGAAGCCUUCCCCUCCGCUGACGAUGAAUGGGUCGAGCAACCUCGCGGCCUCAGCCGGCUCCAGCUGCACCAGCAUACACACAGGCACACACAAAUACGCCAGGCAACACAUAUACAGAUGCAUGCGUGUAUGUAUACGUCGAAUUGCUUAAUUGCUUGCCUUGACGGCUGUCCGAUGGAUGAGGUCCUUCACCAAGGCCGGUGCGAGCCUGUCAGUCACAAACACACGAGACACGUGCCAUACAAACACACGUAUGUAUGGCAGGCAUAUAUGUACAUGUGUGUGCACGUGACGUACAUGUCUAUGAGUCGUGUGUCCGAGCCGGGGCUCAUGACGGUGUCCAGGCAGGCCGCCUCGAUAGCAUGGCGACGGCCGCGGACGUGCACGUGUGCACACGCCGUGCUGGGGGACGACACGAAGUCACGAAUCUCGCCUGAAUUAAUCAGCACAGAAUGGGAACGGACCAGCCACAGACAGAGGCCAGUCACAUCAUCUGUUGUUGACGCUCGACGCUCACUCACCCAUCUGUGCAGUGGCCGACAUGAAUACGAACUUCUGUUCGCGACCACGGACAGACCUUGACAGUAGGUCCUUGACCAUCUUCUGCAGACAGACAGACAGACAGGCAACGUAUGGAUACCAACGUGCAAAUUAAUGUCACGUCGUGCACCCAUGCAGAUCGAGUGUGAGCUUACCAGCACGAAUUGGGUAUCUUGAUCCUUCUGGUGGAUCUCGUCGAUAAUCACAAACUUGUACUUGUCUAUCUUUUGGUAGUGGAUGUACUGACGGAGAACACCUGCAUGCACAAAGUGCCAAGGACAUACUUACAGUACUUACAUGCAUGCACACAUACAUACGUACACACGCACAAACGGCCACAGAAGUAAGUGUAGACGCGACAUACGUGACCGCCGUGACCACUAGGAAUUGGGUCUUGGCACUCUUGCAGGGCUCCUCCAAACCGAUGUGGCAGCCCACGAAGUCGCCCACCUUGCCAUUUCCCAGGCCAUGGGGCCACAAGCCGCCGAACUCACCUGCCGUGCGCCUGAUGGUAUGAACCGAUCCAAUCCACACACACACACACACACACACAUAUUGUCAAGUGAGGCCUGGGGUACAAUUCGCUGUGUGUGUGUUUGACUGCGCACCCGGCCAGGCGUUUGGCUGCUAUUCGUGUGGGUUGGCAAAUGACCAAGUUGGCGCUCGGGUCGUCUAGAAGGAGCAUAAGUGGGAUCUGAUCGACCAACCCGGCCCACAGAAGCAGACAGAGCACGCAACAAGUACACGGACGGUUGGAGGUAGGUGCAUAAAUGAUGAAUUCAUUACCCGGGUGGACUUCCCUGUUCCUGUGUCCCCCGUGACAAACGUAAAGGUGUGGAUCCGCACUGCCGACAGCAAGCUCUACACCACGCACACAGCACACAGAGACAGACAGACAGACAGACACGUGUGAGAGUGUAUGUGUCGGCUGGCAGCCAACCAGGAAGGACGUGUGUGCAUACCUACCUCGACUACUAGGUUGGCGCGCAAGAACUCGAGGUGUCUCAUCGGGUCCAAGAUGCGGAGGACGUCGUCGUCGGUCACGUCGGUAAGCUGAGCUGCUUGUCCUCUCUGCGUGCACGGCAGCUCGUCCUGCACACACACACGCACACACACACUUAUAUAAAUAAAAAGUCCCAUGCUCUCUUCUGCCGAUAAUAAGCGUUGAUCUAUCCUUUGCGUCGAUAUCAUGUAUAAUAAGGAAUCUCAGCACUUCUCCUUUUUUUGUCAUCCCCUAAACACACAACACAAGACCAUGUCUAUCUGUCUACAUGUGUAGCAUAUUCGCAAUCACUUUUAGAUACACAGAAUAGCGCCCGUACACGCCAAAUCCUUUUCUCCAUCAUUGGCCUUCGAUGUCGAAUUCGCUUGUCACUCCUCUCGGGUGAGAAGGGUCACGCUCACACCUCUCUCGUCCUUGGUGGAGUGCAUGGUGAGGUGGGCGAAGGGGCAGGCCCGUCGUAGCGAGAGGCAGGGAUCUAGGGACGGGCCGACGACGAACCUCGAAUG